ACUUUCCCCGGGAAGCCCGGCGGAGGAGGGGCUUCGCCCUCCGCGUCGCGGCUUCCGGUUGCCCUCAGCUAACGUUUCGUUGAAUUACGUCGGGUCUGGUGCCGGGGUUGAGUCUUGUUCCUGUGUGACAGACGAAGAAACCAGAAAAUUCAAUGUCGGCAGAGGACCGAGAAGCUCAGGAGGAUGAAUUACUGGCCCUGGCGAGUAUUUACGAUGGAGAUGAGUUUAGAAAAGCAGAUUCUGUGCAAGGUGGAGAAACCAGAAUCUAUUUGGAUUUGCCACAAAAUUUCAAGAUAUUUGUGAGCGGCAAUUCAAAUGAGUGUCUCCAGAAUAGUGGCUUUGAAUACACCAUUUGCUUUCUGCCACCACUUGUGCUGAACUUUGAACUGCCACCAGAUUAUCCAUCUUCCUCCCCACCUUCAUUCACACUUAGUGGCAAAUGGCUGUCACCAACUCAGCUCUCUGCUCUCUGCAAGCACCUGGACAACCUAUGGGAAGAACACCGAGGCAACGUGGUGCUGUUUGCCUGGAUGCAGUUUCUUAAGGAAGAGACCCUGGCGUAUCUGAAUAUUGUCUCUCCUUUUGAGCUGAAGAUGGGGUCUCAGAAAAAAGUACAGAGAAAGAUGGCUGAAGCCUCUUCUGAUACAGAGUUAGAUUUUGGAGGAGCUGCUGCAUCUGAUGUUGACCAAGAUGAAGUUGUGGAUGAGAGAGCUGUGCAAGAUGUGGAGUCAUUGUCAAGUCUAAUCCAGGAAAUCUUGGACUUUGAUCAAGCUCAGCAGAUGAAAUGCUUUAAUAGUAAAUUGUUCCUGUGUAAUAUCUGUUUCUGUGAGAAACUGGGCAGUGAAUGCAUGAACUUCUUGGAGUGCAGACAUGUGUAUUGCAAAGCCUGCUUGAAGGACUACUUUGAAAUCCAGAUCAAAGAUGGUCAAGUUAAAAGUCUUAACUGUCCAGAACCAAAGUGCCCUUCAGUGGCCACUCCUGGUCAGGUCAAAGAGCUGGUGGAAGCAGAUUUAUUUGCCCGUUAUGACCGCCUUCUCCUCCAGUCCACUUUGGAUCUGAUGGCAGAUGUCGUGUACUGCCCCCGCCCAUCCUGCCAGCUGCCUGUGAUGCAGGAGCCUGGCUCUACCAUGGCCAUCUGCUCCAGCUGCAACUUUGCCUUCUGUACUUUAUGCAGAUUGACCUACCAUGGGGUUUCUCCAUGUAAGGUAACUGCAGAGAAGUUAGUAGACUUACGAAAUGAAUACCUUCAAGCAGAUGAAGCCACUAAAAGAUUUUUGGAACAGAGGUAUGGGAAGAGGGUGAUUCAGAAGGCCUUGGAAGAGAUGGAAAGUAAAGAGUGGCUGGAAAAGAACUCAAAGAACUGCCCUUGUUGUGAUACUCCUAUACAGAAAUUGGAUGGAUGUAACAAGAUGACAUGCACUGGCUGUAUGCAGUAUUUCUGCUGGAUUUGCAUGGGUACUCUCUCAAGAGCAAACCCUUACAAACAUUUCAAUGAUCCUGACUCUCCAUGUUUUGACAGGUUGUUCCAGGCUAUGGAUAUUAAUGGAGAUGUUUGGGGAGCUGUAGAAGACUAAGUCCUGCUCAUGAUCUGCGGUCAAAUGGUUUGUCCUAGUCUUCUAUCAAGUACACAGGAAAUCUUACACGAUAUUUAGGGUACCAUGCACUCCUGUGUAGAAGAUAAGGGAGAACGGGUUUAUAUUUUCACUUGAUAUUAUUGAUCAAGACAUACUCAUACAUUUUUUUCCAUGUAAGAUAAACUGGUAAAAUUAUAAGCCAAAGGUUCAGAAAAUGAAAACUGUAUGCUAUUGAAUAGUAUAAUGUACCCAAAACUCUAAGUUAAAAAAAUAUUUAUUUUCUUCCCCAAGCUCCAAGUAAAGCCAAGGGACAAGAGGCAAACUUAUUAACCCAUGUUCAAGGAACAUCCUCUGAGACGUCCUGUUAGAGCCCUCUCACUACUACUACUUACAGAUGGAGUGAGUCAAAGCCUUGCCCAGACUGAGAGAGCCUGUUCUUAUUCAUCCACAUUGCUCACAUUCCUUCCGACCUAAAUUUCUGUUGUUAAUUCUCUUUGGAGAGAGGUUUCUGCUCUAUGACUGGAUGUCCCAAUCUCGUUUUACCUUGCUAUCAGAAUAGAAAUUUAUAAUAAUUUAAGAAAUAUUUUUAAUAUCACAAACCCUGUGGGGCACUUGAUAUUUAUGAGUGGUAUAUAUAGUCUAUGGGUUUUGAGCUAAUUCUAGAAUUCAGUGAUUGUGGCUCAGAAGGUUCCCCUGUCACACUUUCCUGGGGGAAAGAGCUUAGAUUCAAAAUUUGUAUUUGCUCCCUUUGUUUCAUACUUUCUCCCUCAAUGUUAGUUCCAGACGCACGUGUUUUUAUUUCCUGCUGGAAUAGGAGCAAGCCUAACAUAUUCCUGAGCUGAGCAUUCUUUUGAACCUGUGCACAGUACUGUAGCUGUAGUCCUAGCUUUCUGAAUUCUUAAGGUCUUCUCUAAUUACCUGUGGGAAUUUGGUAUCUUACCCUGUUUUGGAACAAGUGCUUUAUGUGAUAAUUUUAGCUUGAUACCUAGAUUCCUACUUCUAAGUUUUGUUGGCUUUUUGCACAUUGGUCUUGCCUCAUGGUUUGGUGAGUGGCAUGGUAGCUACUCGGUAGAUAUUUUUGAAAAAGAGGACAGAAGAAUUCAACUGCAGAUUGUGAACAUGUUCAUUUUUCUAACUUGACACUGAAGAGUAAGGAAUCAUUUUCAACUAUCAGCAAGGACUGUUUCUGGAUUGUCAAUGAAGAUGCUUAAUCUUAAAAAUAAAAGUAAUUCUAAAAAUCA
Jaculus jaculus (lesser Egyptian jerboa) is the source of this 2815-nucleotide messenger RNA. It is a transcript of the gene Rnf14, whose product is annotated as ring finger protein 14. Bases 153 to 1574 code for a protein of 473 amino acids. The record is from RefSeq and is a predicted model, not a curated record. Gene Ontology annotation, molecular function: ubiquitin conjugating enzyme binding; ubiquitin protein ligase activity; zinc ion binding. Gene Ontology annotation, cellular component: ubiquitin ligase complex; cytoplasm. Lineage: Eukaryota; Metazoa; Chordata; Mammalia; Rodentia; Dipodidae. The transcript has 8 exons. Gene Ontology annotation, biological process: ubiquitin-dependent protein catabolic process; positive regulation of proteasomal ubiquitin-dependent protein catabolic process; protein polyubiquitination.